Molecule: messenger RNA, 1659 nt
Organism: Malassezia pachydermatis
Lineage: Eukaryota; Fungi; Basidiomycota; Malasseziomycetes; Malasseziales; Malasseziaceae
Product: imp dehydrogenase
Exons: 2
Coding region: 1-1659 (552 amino acids)
Biological process (GO): GTP biosynthetic process
Cellular component (GO): cytoplasm
Molecular function (GO): IMP dehydrogenase activity
Source: RefSeq, a predicted model, not a curated record
AUGGCCAAGGUAUUCAACGACAACCUGUUGCCCACGUCUGCGGCGAAGUCGGAGCUCAAGAACUACGAGUCCGGUGACGGUCUUAGCGUCUCUGAGCUUAUCAACUCUCGCAAGAACGGUGGCUUGACAUACAAUGACUUUUUGGUCUUGCCGGGCUACAUUGACUUCCCGGCGUCGAAGGUCGACCUUCGCACUCGGGUUACGAAGAAGAUCGUCUUGAACGCUCCGUUCUUCUCGAGUCCUAUGGACACUGUGACAGAAGUCAACAUGGCGAUCGCCAUCGCUCUCAUGGGUGGUAUGGGUGUGAUCCACAACAACAUGUCCCCACAGGAGCAGGCCGCUAUGGUCCGCAAGGUCAAAAUGUUCGAGAAUGGCUUCAUUACAGAGCCCAUGGUUCUCAGCCCGAAUGAGACGGUGGGCGACGUGAUGGAGAUUAAGGAGCGUCUCGGUUUCGCCGGUAUCCCGAUCACAGAAAGCGGUGGCUUGAAGAGCAAACUCAUUGGUAUCGUGACAGCGCGUGACAUCGAGUUCCGUGACCCGGCUACUCCGCUGUCGUCGAUUAUGACCACUGAGCUGGUGACGGCCCCUAUGGGUGUCAGGCUGGAGGAGGCCAACCGCAUUCUGCGUGAUAGCAAGAAGGGCAAGCUGCCGAUUGUCGACAAGGAGGGCAACCUGAUUGCGCUUCUUGCUCGCUCGGACUUGCUGAAGAACGAGGACUACCCUCUGGCGUCGAAGGACCCUGAAAACAAGCAGCUGUACUGCGCUGCCGCGAUUGGUACACGCCCGCACGACCGUGAACGUCUGGCACUCCUGGUGGACGCUGGUCUCGACGUGGUUGUGCUCGAUUCGUCGCAGGGCAACUCGACGUACCAGGUGGAGAUGGUCCACUGGAUCAAGUCGACGUACCCCAACUUGCAGGUGAUUGCCGGCAACGUCGUGACGCGUGAGCAGGCUGCGACGCUGAUUGAGGCGGGCGCCGAUGCGCUCCGUGUGGGUAUGGGCAGUGGUUCGAUCUGCAUUACGCAGGAGGUCAUGGCUGUGGGUCGUCCGCAGGGCACGGCCGUGCGCCAGGUGGCAGAGUUCGCGAGUCGCUUUGGCGUGCCUGUGAUUGCCGAUGGUGGUAUCCAGAACGUGGGUCACAUUGCCAAGGCCUUGUGCCUGGGCGCAAGCGCGGUUAUGAUGGGUGGUCUCUUGGCCGGUACCACGGAGAGCCCGGGUGAGUACUUCUAUCGUGAGGGCCAGCGUCUUAAGGGCUACCGUGGUAUGGGCUCCAUUGAGGCAAUGGAGCACCAGAGCAAGAAGCGCAAGCGCAUUGACGGUGCUACCGGCCGUGCCACGAAGAAGCUCGACCAGAUAGGCACCGAUGUCGCGUCAGAGAACGCUGCGACGCAGCGUUACUUCUCGGAAGGCGAUGCCGUGAAGGUGGCCCAGGGUGUGUCUGGCUCGGUGCAGGACAAAGGCAGUGUGAAGAAGUUCCUGCCCUACCUGUACACUGGUCUGCAGCACUCUCUGCAGGACAUGGGUAUGCAGAGCAUCGAUGCGCUGCGUGACGGUAUCAACAAUGGUGCGGUGCGCUUUGAGCUGCGUACUGCCAGCGCCCAACUGGAAGGCGGUGUGCAUGGCCUUGCGCACUAUGAGAAGCGUCUGUUCACUUCGUAA